Molecule: messenger RNA, 453 nt
Organism: Caenorhabditis elegans
Lineage: Eukaryota; Metazoa; Nematoda; Chromadorea; Rhabditida; Rhabditidae
Gene: F58B6.11
Exons: 1
Coding region: 1-453 (150 amino acids)
Source: RefSeq, marked reviewed
AUGUCUCACAAGCGAUACACAAUCGACGAGGCGAGCGAAGUGAUGAAGUCGUUUAACCAGCAAAAAUACGUGGAUCUUCGCGAAAGUUCGGUAGAAAGUGACCGAAUGUUGGAGGAAAUGCUGGAAAAGCAGAAGCAACUCGUCUGGAAAUCCGUUCGAAUCGCCAGAAUCUCCCGGGAGAAGGAUCGGGCCGAAAAGACUGAGACACUGAUGGAAGAGGUUCGAUUCUUCUGGAGCAUCGAGAUGCAGUGUAGGCAUGCGGUGGAGGAUUGGAAGCGUCGGAAGCGAGAGAAUGAUCGGAAGCGUCGGACAGACAAAGUGGUGACAGAGACAUUGGUGCAGAAGAAGAGACGCAGGAAGGUUGAGGAGGAGGUGGAGGAGGAUCAGAUGGAGGAUCGGAAUGAAGAUCGUGACGAAGAGUUCGAUCAUGGAGAGGGAUGUAGUGGAUAUUAA